Molecule: messenger RNA, 7332 nt
Organism: Cervus elaphus (red deer)
Lineage: Eukaryota; Metazoa; Chordata; Mammalia; Artiodactyla; Cervidae
Gene: MTX3
Product: metaxin 3
Exons: 9
Coding region: 17-979 (320 amino acids)
Biological process (GO): mitochondrion organization
Cellular component (GO): SAM complex
Source: RefSeq, a predicted model, not a curated record
GGUCGGCCCCGGCAAGAUGGCGGCCCCCUUGGAGCUCAGUUGCUGGGGAGGCGGCUGGGGGCUCCCGUCGGUGCACAGCGACUCCCUGGUGGUGAUGGCUUACGCCAAAUUUUCUGGUGCACCCCUGAAAGUCAAUGUCAUAGAUAACACCUGGAGAGGUUCAAGAGGAGAGGUACCAGUUUUGACAACUGAAGACAAUACUAUUUCUCAGCCGGCAAAAAUACUAAACUUUUUAAGAAAACAGAAAUACAAUGCUGAUUAUGAACUUUCAGCAAAACAAGGGGCAGAUACGCUAGCUUACAUUGCUCUUCUUGAAGAGAAGCUUCUUCCUGCAGUGUGUUUUUUCCCCCUCCUUUUGCAGCUUCACACAUUCUGGGUUGAGAGUGACAAUUACUUUACUGUGACAAAGCCAUGGUUUGCUUCACGAAUGCCUUUUCCCUUGAGUUUGAUCCUGCCUGGAAGAAUGUCUAAGGGAGCGCUGAAUAGGAUUCUCCUGACCAGGGGAGAGCCUCCCCUCUACCACCUUCGAGAAGUAGAAGCUCAGAUAUACAGAGAUGCGAAGGAGUGCCUAAAUCUUCUGUCAAACAGAUUGGGAACAUCCCAGUUUUUCUUUGGAGAUAUGCCUUCCACUUUGGAUGCCUAUGUGUUUGGUUUUCUCGCACCUCUUUAUAAAGUACGUUUUCCUAAAGUUCAGUUACAAGAACAUUUGAAGCAGCUCUCCAACCUCUGUCGCUUUUGUGAUGACAUCCUAAACAGUUAUUUUAGGGUUAGUCUUGGAGGCAUCUCUCCUGCUGGACAAGAAACGGUAGAUGCAAAUCUGCAGAAACUGACACAACUUGUAAAUAAGGAAUCCAACUUGAUUGAAAAGAUGGAUGACAAUCUUCGCCAAAGCCCUCAGCUUCCUCCUCGGAAACUGCCAACACUUAAAUUGACUCCAGCAGAAGAAGAAAGUAAUUCCUUACAACGGCUAUCACCCUGACCAUCAUCAUGCUUUGUGUCCAACGUCAUGUAGUUGUUGCAGCAAUCUCUUACACUAAGUGUGUGAAGGGCAAAAAGAAAAUGCUAAAAAUAGGUAGAAGGAAGACUCUAAAACAAAAGAAACUUUCUGUGACAGCAAUUUUUUUUCAUUAGGAAGCUUCUGUUUUAGCUUGGCAAUGCACUUUAAAUAACAGCGUGAAUGCUAAAUGAACUUGGCAGGGAGGGGGGAGAAAAUACAUUGUACUGUAUAUAAAAACCUGCCUUAACCUUGGCAGAUUUUUGCCUUUGGUUCACUUGUUGCUGGCCCAAAGCUCCACUUCUGUUCUGAAUGUGCAUACUUAAUUUAUUCAAGUUAAUUUAUUAAUUUAGUAUCCUUAGACCAGUCUGAAUAUUUAAUAUGUGGCUCUUUGCCUAAGGCCUUUUCUCUUCUGUUUAGAAAUCUGAUACCUCUUUUAGACACCAGGAAAAAUAUAUUAUUCUAAUAUUCUCUUUAAUAGAAAAGCUGUAUUUAAUGUUAAAAAACAACAAGGAAUGUGUUUCUUAAUUAUCUCACAAGUCUAACCUUUGGGGGAGUUAGUACCACACAUGUAAAUAUUAAAGGUGGUAACAUACAAUAUUCGUCUGACUAUAUGCACUUCAAUAUAACAGUAUUUGCUGAUGUGUUCAGUAUAGGUUAGCAAGGGCUGUUUUAAUUUACUGAAGCUUCAGGCCUGUGUAUUUGUAGUACAUCUUUAAAACUAGUCAUCUCUUUCUUGGGUUGAUUUCAGGAGAGCUGAGUGUUAGCAUCGCUUUUAUGUCAGGCUGUAAGUCUUACAACACUCACCCAAUUGUCAGACACUACUCAGGAGCAGCCCACCGCCGCAGCUGGAAGCACCUACUGUGUACCUGGCCCAAGGUCACCAUGCCUGGCUCAGACCAGUGUUCUUUCCUAAGAAACAUCCCAUGUGGUCAGAAGCUUUAUGACAACUAAUUAUUUUCCAUAGAGCUUAACUACAAUUGAAGGAUUCUUUGGAAUAAUCGGAAAUAGAUUUUAAGGAACAUUUUCCAUUUAUUGGUUGCUGAACUAUUAAAAGAUUUGCUGUGUGGCAAGAUUUACUUAGAAUCUUGCUUAUUUUAGUGGCUGAGGUGCUUCUGCCGUCUUAAAACCACUUCUGGGGUUUUUUAAAUACAGGACCAUGUUUUUGAUUAGUGUCUUAAAAGAUUACUAUGGUGCUCAGCAAAUCUUAUGUCAUCCUGCUGAAACCCCCAUGUUAGGAAAACAGGUUUGGAGUCAGCAGACUCGUCUAAUUUGAGCUGAGUGGGGCUCAGCAGUGUUUGACCUGCAUCUUCUCAAUUUGUUCUGUAUUAGGUGGCUCUUUAUAUAGGAGUCUUUAAGUCAUCAUAAACAUUUUUUUCUUGAAAGUUUUAAUGAGAAACAAAGUAAUCUUCAAGGUCUUGGGUGUCUAUUUGGAUACACUGAGAGAAAGUCACUCAUCUGUUUUACAUUACUUCUGCAACAGGUGGGAGAGUGGGUGGGGGUGGGGUGUGUGUGUUUUAUGUUAUUAGUCUUCUGUUAGAUUCCAGCAGUCAGAAAUCUGUAGAGAGGGGGUAGGGGGUGUGUGUGUGGGUGUGGUGGUCAGUGUUAGUCUUCUGUUAGAUUCCAACAGUUGGAAAUCUGUAUGAAUAUUCUAUGUUGGAAAUCAUGACUAUAGGAUUUUAUUAUCCUCUGGGAUUAAUGUAUACUGAAGAAGGGUGGUUAGCACAUUAAUCAGACAUCUGUUUAUGCUUUAGUCAGGGUUAGUCAUUUUCAAUUAUGAUUUCAAAAAGCAUUUGAAGUGACUUACAAUUGUUAAACAUAUGUAAAAUAGGACAGUUAAAAUUGGGUUUUGGAAAAAUAAAAAGUUUGUAGGAGAAAGAACUAUACUAACCCAACCCUAACUGUACUAACUCUAAAAUUGAAUGGUAAAUUUAACUCCCAAGUUUCCCCAUGGACAAAAUAAAAGAAUAAUACGGGGUUAUGUAAAGUUUUCUAUCAAUAAAGUGACUGAUGUCCAUGAGUAAGAAAAAUGUGUUUCCAUUUUUAUAAGAAUGUGGGGUAUUGUGUUCUUAUGACACAAAGAUGCAGCCAAUAAGCAUACUGUAAUGUUUGAUGUGUUGAAAGUUGAAUUAAAAGGUAUUCUGGAAUAGCAAGUUUUGUCCUUUUUUUUUAGUAGAAAAGAUGACUGUAAAUAUGAUUUUAUUUCCUUUCAGUCAUUCCUGCUUUGUUUGAACUGCCUUUAGCUGUAUGCCAUAUAGACCAUGAUACUUGCAGACUAUCUUUGCUAAGAGGCAAAGUAUGAGUUAGAUAAGUGAGAAUUUAUAUGCUGGGUUACUUAGUUGUGCUUUUUUGGUAAAAGCUAAUGAGAUGCUAGGAAGCUAUCACUGAGCACAAACCACUCCAGGCAUCAGCCGCAUAUAUAGGAAGCUUUUGGAGAGGAACAACUUUCAGGACUCGACAGAGAGCUUGUGAUCAACCUGUCAGAAUAUGCUUUGGAUAAAGUUUGAGUUUGCUGAGAUAAAUGAUCCACAAUCUUAAAACACUGUGGUAGAGGAUAAUAUGAUAAAAAGGACUGUGUUGGUGUUUAUGUUUCUUGGCAGUAUAGGAUGAGAAAAUUGGUCAGAUAAUUGCCAUAAGAUAAAGAUCUUUCAUCCGCAAACUGUCAUCGUUUAUCCACAAGGCUGACCAUUUUCAUAACACCAAAGAAACUGCAAAAGACCUUUAAGGAUAGUCAUUCCUACACAAUGUUUUUUUCCCCAAAAAGUUUGGCACUGGCAAAUGAAUCAAAUUUCAACCUAGAUAUGUUUAUUUUUUGAAUGAUAGAGAUUUUACAUUAAGUCCAAAGAAUUUUGAUUUCCAUUUGUAAUUUGUUCAUUUAAUAUGGCAAGAUAUAUUAACUUAAAAGAAUGGGAAAACUUAUUUCAAUCAGAGCUAAGUUACAGUUCUCAGAAGUCUACAAAAAUGGAAAAAACUAGACAUCGAAAGAGGCAGAAAUUGGUAACAGUGAUAGUAUCUCAGAAAACCAAUUUUUAAAGGUAGUAUUAUGUGAUAAAAGUGGCAUUUGAAGUCAGUAGUAUGUUUUCUUAGAGCCUCUUCCAGGAAUAGUCAUUUACCAGGUUAUUAGAUUUUUUCAUCAACUGUUUAUUUUCUCAUAAUCCGUCAAAAAUUGUAUUCCUCUAAAACCAAAAUAUAAAUGCAGUAAAGACAAGAAGCUGAGGGAUGGUUACAUAGACUCUCUCUGUACUAUUUUUGCAACUUCUUUUUGUGAGUCUGUAAUUAUUUCAGAAUAAAAGGAUUUUAAAAGUAAAUUCAAUAGAGUGAAUUUAUCUUUAGAUAAACUAUGAUUUACAAUUUAAAGCUUCAGAUAUAGUAUUCAGUAUUCAGUUCCAGAUGAAUAAAUGCAUAAUAUAAAUUAAAUAUAAUUUCAUUCCGAGUUUAAAGACAAAAACAAACUCAACUUUAUAACAUAUGAUUAUCUGAAGAUUUGGUUUGCCUUAUCAGCAAAGAAAAAACAAGCUAAAACCAAGAACCCCUUUUCCUAAGAUAUAAAAAAUUCUAUGAUCUUAUAUAUCUUUUCUCCCUAUGGUACCUGGGUUUAAAAUACUUUGAAGAAAGCUCCUCCAUGUCUCUGUGUCGUAAUUUUCCAUGUCUCCGUUUGGUAACCCUUCUUUAUUUUGAAGGUGUUCUUGCCAACAACACUGGGACCAUGCUUUGAUGAACAAAGUGUAGAGUGUGUCUCUGUUUUUUGUUUUAGGCUUACAGGGAUUUAGUGAUUGCCUUUGUCUUGGUUUAGUUAUUUAUCUAAUUGAAAUCCUGAGCAGAGCCACAUAGCCUAUUUGAGUUGUAAUGAUGGUAUUCUGUAUAUGUUGUUGGCAUUCAGAAUUAUUUUUUGCCUUUUCUCUUGUUCAGCUCUGUAAUUUGCAUUUACUUUUCAGCAUUUUCAUAUUUCCUAAGAAACUAGAUUAUUAAGAAAUUUGUUAAUUAUGUGAGUCAAAAGUCAGUAAUCCUAGUCUCAAAGGUUUAACUGAAGCGUAAUUAAAUGUUCAAAAUGCUGAUUUUCAUAGAGACAUAAGAGUAAUUUGCUUUUUUUAAAGCAUUUGUAAAAUUAUUUAUCCCAAAACUCAUGUUGGGAAAUAAUGUUUGUUUAAAGCCCAUAUUACCUGCCCUAGACUUAAAAUUAUUGUGAUUGAGGUGGAGAGGUAUUCUCAAAAUCAGAAAGCAUACAAAAAUUUUCUGUCCUGAUGAGGAGGCCAGUGAUUACUGAUGAGAGCUAACAUUCUUGAACAAUGAUAUAACAAAUGGUUACUUUGAGUUGGAUGUUUAUAGAGAGUGAAAUGUUAUAAUAAAAGACUGUUCAAAGCAAAACAAAACAGUUCCUUUUAAAAAUGCAGGAAAGUAAGUGUUUUUAUAGCCUCAUUAUUCUUAAUUUGAAAUUAUAUUGUAAGAUUUUUUUAAAAACUCUAUUCUAGUUUUUUGGAGAAGCAGUUCAAGAUAUACUUUGGCAGAAUAUAUUGUUAUUGUAUGAAUCGAGAGGUCUUUGGCCAAAUAGGUUUGGGAAAUUCUGGGUUAGACAAAGUGAAGUUACUGUAGGCUUCUCAGAACCUUCGAUGUGCUGUUGGUGGUUUCAAACUCCAAUGAGGACCUGUAUUUUACACACCAUUUUCCUAUUUUUAUGUGGAUUUUUUUUAAAGUGAGUAUCAUGCGGGAUUUGUGUUCUGAGAAAUACGCUUAGAGAAAUGCUGCCUUGUGAGUGUUUCAGCUUGUUUGUGCUCAUUGCAAAGGCUUCCAGCUGUUGGCUGCCUGUCUAGGGAGUGGUGGGAAGGUGGGAGGAGACAGGUUAGGACUCCCUUGGACCAUGGAGUUGACUGAGAAGUGGCUUUGGGUUUCAAUAGGUUGCUGUUUAGGCCCCUGUGAGGCCUGUGGUCAGUCCAGUCACUUUCCCUGGAAUCCCAGUUAGCUUGGAACAGCUGCACAGGGGUGUGAACUGGUGGUUUCAGAGAACCAGCCACUUAGGCGUCUACAAGACAGGGGGAACCAACUUGGGAAUCCAGAACAAAUUUCCAAACUGAUUUUGGCUGUGCUUUAAAAGUACCAAAAAGGCAAUGAGUAUUUAUAGCAUUAAAGUCACAUACGAGCUGGUUAUUUUAUACAUAUAUAUAUAUAUAUAUAUAUAUAUAUAUAUGCAUACACACAGAGUGUCAUAGACAGUCUACAGUUGCUUCAGUGACAAAAGCAAAGGAAAUUUAAUAUUUUCAAGUUCUGUUAAGACAUCGUCUAGACAAGGAUUGCAUGUUCGUGUAUGCUUUUUGUAGGAUGAGCAUUUACAGUUUUUGUUCUGAGCAGUUUCUGUAUUCCCCCCCCCAGUUUAAGCCUCACUAGACCUUAGAGGACUAAAUAUGUUUGAUUUCAUCUCAGAGUACAAAAUCAGUCUACGCAUCGUAAGGAGGCUCUUUGUUUUCUGCAGUGUAUAUGGUUUAGAACUCCGUGCUUUGGAUAUGAAUUUGAUAGAAAUCCUGCCUUUGGAUUUGAGUUGUGGUGUAAUGGUGGAUAUCUAUCCAUGUGCAAAGCAGUUGGAUCUUUGUUCUGAUUCUUUGGAUUUCCUCAUGCAAAUUCAGAAAAAUGCCUUUUAAUCAUUGAGUUUAGUGCUCGCUUCAGCAGCACAUAUACUAAUCAUUGAGUUUACAUAUCCAAGAUCCUUGGAAGUCUAGAAAAAAUGACUUGCCAGAGUUUGCAUCAGUCCUGAGUAAGUCAUGCAGAGUAGAGAAGGCUGUGUGCUGGCCAUCCAUUCUUUGGCCUGUUGGCUGCCUGUCUUGCAGGGCUGGCAUCUGUAUUUCUUGGAGAAGGAUCGGUGUAUUCAAGCUUUUGUGUUAAUUGCAUAAAGAUGAGCUUUAUUCUUCUUCUGACUUGGUGUUUUAUUUUGUAAAAUAGGAAAUAAUGUCUUCUCAUUUUUCUGCUCACUCUGAAGUGGAAAUUUGAGGUAUUUGUAAUGUAACUUCAUCUUUCUGAAAGACUGAUAGCAAAGAAGACAAGAAAUUUAUGUAUACUUAUAUUGGUUUUGUUCCACCAAGCUUAUCUUUGAAUGGCAAACAUUUGAAACAUCUGUUCUAGUGUACAACUACUAUAGUUUUGUUAUUAACAAACUUAAGCAUUGUUUGUCAUAGUUUCAAUAUUAUAGCCUUGCCUAUUGUGAAUAUAUUUUGCUCAGAGAUUAUGUACAAAUACCCGGAAGUGGUGAUGAUGAUCAAUGUUGUAAAGAAUUUAUUCUAAUACACGAGAAACUGGAUAUUAUGUCAAAAUAGCUAUUUUCAAAAUAAAAUCUCAAGUUGCUUGAAUGUUUA